Molecule: messenger RNA, 3471 nt
Organism: Ictalurus furcatus (blue catfish)
Lineage: Eukaryota; Metazoa; Chordata; Actinopteri; Siluriformes; Ictaluridae
Gene: kcns3a
Product: potassium voltage-gated channel, delayed-rectifier, subfamily S, member 3a
Exons: 1
Coding region: 10-1485 (491 amino acids)
Biological process (GO): potassium ion transmembrane transport; protein homooligomerization
Cellular component (GO): voltage-gated potassium channel complex; membrane
Molecular function (GO): protein binding; voltage-gated potassium channel activity
Source: RefSeq, a predicted model, not a curated record
CGCCCCAUCAUGGUGUACGGGCAGAUCCUGCACCGCUGCGGCCCGGACGAGAACUUCCUGAACCUGAACGUGGGCGGCUUCAAGCAGAAAGUGUCCCGCUCGGUCCUCCAGCGCUUCCCGCACACUCGUCUCGCCCGCUUGCUCCCCUGCAGCUCUGAGUCGGCCAUAUUGGAGCUGUGCGACGACUACAGCGCGACGGAGCACGAGUUCUACUUCGACCGCAACCCGCGCUUCUUCCGCUACGUGCUGAACUUUUACCACACGGGCAAAAUCCAUCUGAUGGAGGAGCUGUGCGUGUUCAGCUUCAGCCAGGAGCUCGAGUACUGGGGCAUCAAGGAGCUCUAUCUGGACUCGUGCUGUAGCAACAAGUUCCACGAGCAGAAAGAGUGCGAUAAGGAGCACGACUGGGACCAGAACGAGGACGAGCAGCUUCAAGAGAGCUUUGACUCCUCCAUGGAGGAUCUUUCAGAGCUGGAGAAGGACCUGGAGAAGUUUGAAGGCACCUGGUGCGCGGAGAAACGCAAGCAGCUGUGGCUGAGGCUCGAGAAUCCGGGACAUUCGCUCACGGCUAAGAUGCUCGCGGUGGUUUCUCUGAGCGUGGUUCUGAUCAGCAUCGCGGCCAUGUGUGUUCACAGCAUGCCCGAGUUCCACCAGGUGGACGCUAACGAAAGAGCCGUGGAGGAUCCGGUUCUCGCCGCGUUCGAGACCUUUUGCGUGCUCUGGUUCACGUUCGAGUUUGUGGUGCGCUUAGCGGUAGCACCGCGCCUCCGUAAAUUCGCCAGCAAUGCUUUGAACAUCAUCGAUUUUGUCUCCGUGGUCCCGUUUUACGCCACGCUGGCACUGGAGCAAGCAGACGCCGAGGAAAGCGAGGAGCUGGAGAACGUAGGGAAGGUGGUGCAGAUCCUCAGGCUCAUGCGCAUCUUCAGGAUACUGAAGCUAGCGCGUCACUCGGUGGGACUCCGGUCUCUCGGCGCGACUUUGCGUCACAGCUACCACGAGGUCGGCCUGCUCAUCCUCUUCCUCUCCGUCGGGAUUUCCAUCUUCUCUGUGCUGGUGUACUUCGCCGAGAGAGACGAGGACGAAUCCGAGCUCCAGACCAUACCCAUCGGAUGGUGGUGGGCCACGAUUACCAUGACCACAGUCGGGUACGGAGACACGUAUCCCGUCACGCUGGCUGGGAAGCUCAUCGGGACGCUGUGCAUCGUGUGCGGCCUCCUGGUGGUGGCGCUGCCCAUCACCAUCAUCUUCAACAAGUUCUCCAAGUAUUACGAGAGACAGAAAGCUCUGGUGGAGUCGGAUCAGUACGCAGGCAACUUAAAAGUUCCCAUUCCAGGGAUUCCUAUGUUCAGCAUGAACGAUCUUUAUGCUAACGGUAACGCGAUUAACUCGAUUUUGGACAGUUUGUCCACCAGAAGCAGCACAGGAAGUGAAAGUGAUGAUAAAGACAAUCAGGACAAUGAGGCUGAAACUCAUGUUGCUUCAUGACUGUUGUUUUUUUGUUGUUGUUGUUUUUUUUAAAUUAGUAGCAAAUUGAACAAACGAGAAGCAACACGCCAGACAGCGUCAUUACCCUGUGCUCACAACAGACCUCAAUCGUUUCCUACAAAAGUGUCAAGCGAGCCAUAUGACAAGCGUCGCUGGGUGAACCAGUGCGGCGCUUGCGUCGAAUUUGUGCGGUUCAUCACAAGCGUCACUACACGACAUCCCUGCUAGCCUUAAUCUGAACAUUCUUCAGCUUGAUGUAGCGCUUAGCAUACAAUGCUAGUUAUAUUUAUGCAAUAUUAUAUCGAACGGAACUAAUCUCUGAGUAAAUGUGGGCGGAGCUAGCGUAAAAUAUUGGAUUUUAGUGGCACAAUGUAAUAUAUUAGCAAUAUUUGUUAAACUAGCCAAAUACCGAACUAGCGUUAGCUAUCGAUUAAAUUAAGUAGCCAGCUAAGUUUUCUAGCUAAUGUUACACGGUCGUAUUGUGAAUCUAAAACCAGAUUUGAUGCUAGCCAAAGAAAUGAGCAAUGGUCCCGCCAACAGGAAGAGGAAGUAACAGAUGCCAUUUUGGCUUCAUGUCCAAGUGAAAAUACGUAGAAGAUUAGCCAGGAGUCUAACUAGCGUCACUGUCGCUAAAUCAAAAACCGUCAAGAUGUCCCUCGGAACGUCUUCCAAGCGCAUAGCUAAAUAAACAAUGCCGCUCCCCCACGUUUUUAAGCUGCACUCGUACCGAAUUUUCUCAUCGCUGUGAGGAUUUCUUCACCGUGGUGGAGCAAAAUCAGGUGACCAUGGCGUGUCCUGCUGUGACUCGUAGUGUAUCGGUGAACACCUUACGUUAGCUAGCAUGCUAGCUAAUCUUAGCUCAUUCGUUAGCGCCCGUAUACCAAUUGUGAAAAAUACAUAUUCGUGUCCAGGCUGUCCUGAAACGAUGGUUAUAAUCAGCUCCUCCAUGUCGGGUCUUCCGGAAAGACGUGACUCCACCCCUUCGCUCGGCGUCGUGUAUAUAUGUUUUGAUUUCAGUCCUGUCUCCUCCACCGCUCAUCGGUGGUUUACUACCCCACCGUGUUCGCCUGUUCCGUGUUUCGCUUUGAUCAGCCUGUUCCUACCCUCGUGUUCCUUUGCCUCGUUGUCGAUAGUUAUCGCGCGUUUCCUUCAGAGGCUUGUAAUGUGAACGCAGGGUUCUACAUACGCUGGACCGCUGGCUCACACUCUUCAGAGCGACUGUAGUGCGCACACACACACACACCCACACACACACACACACACACAGCGCAUUUGUAUUUUCCGCUUGAGUUCUCAGGUCUUGAAAGCUCCCGAUGCGCGUCCGUCUUCCCGCCUGUGGACGCUUUAAUGCACACUUCAACGUGACGUCCAAUCUGUCUGAUCCGAACGGAAUGGUUCCUUGAGAUUCUCGUUCUUCCAAACGUGAGGAAGCAGAAACAUUAAGAAACUGUUUGAUGGCAUGUUCCUUAAAUCCUGCUCGUCUGGACGUAACGAGUGCAUGCGUAUUUCAGACGAUGAGGAGAAGGAGGUGAUGUUCUGACACACAGGUGUGACGGAAGGAAACUUUCGAAAAAAGCUGCUUAAAUCAUGACCUUGACCUUGACCUUGGACUUGGUCCAUCUAUGCAAAACCACCGAGGUACAAAUGAAUAUCUGAUGUGUGCUAAUAUAAUAUAUUAAUAUAAAGAACAUGGUGGAAAAUAAAAAAGAAAACGUUUAUAAUAAAAUCAAACGUGAGUGUCUUAUUAAUCAUCAUCUGAAACGAAAUAAAAAUACGACACAUCCGAUAAAAUCCCAGCUCAAGUGUUCCAGUGGGCGUGGUCUGAUAUUCUAAUAAGAAGACAUUUAAUCGACAGCUUUAUCCUGAUUUCCCGAGCGACAAGCGUAACUGUGUCCGUGAGGGCGGAGCUUAAGUUAGACUUUUUCAGCCAAUCGUGAGACUUGUGACAUCACAGCUAGCUUUUCUUUAAAAUAAAAAAAAAAAAUG